CCUCCACGUUGAGGAGCGCAAAUUUUUGCCACGGCAGGCCUUGAUAACUGGCAGAAAGCUUGCUAUGUGUCCACAUCGUCACACAGCAUGGUCAUCGCCUUCAGGAACUGGUUCAGAAAGUUCUGCAAGAAUCAGGUUGGCUGGGCAACCCCGCAAGUUGAUCAGCUGCCACCAACCCCUACCAAGGAUCAGCUCUUGGAGAGGUACUGGUCGCACGUCGCGCGGUGCACGAGCUGCAGCGCUGCGCUGAAAGCCAUGAGGGGCCUAGAGGUCGCCCUGCAGGUCGCGUCGCUCGGCAUCGUCGGGUUCCUCGCCGUCGCAAAGGGGACGCUGGUCACGGCGACUCUCCAGAAAGACGCGGCCGUGCUUUGCUUCGCCGCGUCCCGCUGACUCGCAAAUUUCAUCGAGAAGAACUUCUACUUCCAAGAUUACGUCCAUGCCUACAAGUGAUGCCUGCGGUUUUCAUUGCCAGGGCUCAGGAGUCUGUAGUUUUUUUGUAACUUAAUACAACUUAGAAAAGUGUAGGAAGCGCACCAAAUUAUUUGAUACUGGUAGCAGCUGUAUAUAUCAACUAGUUAUCUUCAACGCUGGCUAAACGAUAAGGGGCAACAAAAGUUAAGAGUUACAAAUAAAGUAUGUUCUUGCA
This is a messenger RNA of Phragmites australis (common reed), 646 nucleotides long. Its product is annotated as protochlorophyllide-dependent translocon component 52, chloroplastic-like. The transcript is spliced from 3 exons. Lineage: Eukaryota; Viridiplantae; Streptophyta; Magnoliopsida; Poales; Poaceae. The record is from RefSeq and is a predicted model, not a curated record. The coding region runs from base 88 to 390 and encodes 100 amino acids.